Messenger RNA from Seriola dumerili (greater amberjack), 3966 nucleotides. It is a transcript of the gene plcb2, whose product is annotated as phospholipase C beta 2. NCBI's taxonomy places the organism in Eukaryota, Metazoa, Chordata, Actinopteri, Carangiformes, Carangidae. The transcript has 32 exons. Gene Ontology annotation, molecular function: calcium ion binding; phosphatidylinositol-4,5-bisphosphate phospholipase C activity. Gene Ontology annotation, biological process: phosphatidylinositol-mediated signaling; lipid catabolic process. The record is from RefSeq and is a predicted model, not a curated record.
AUGAAUAAGAAAAGAUACUUUCUGGAACCUCCAGAGGUCAAAGACUACCUGGUCAAAGGCGACAGAUUUACCAAGUGGUCAGAGGACUCCACAAAGACCGUUCCUGUCACCAUGAAGAUGGAUCCGAAAGGUUUUUAUGUCUACUGGAUCAACCAAAGCAAGGAAACAACGUUCCUGGAUGUUGCCACCAUCAGAGAUACCCGAAUAGGAAAACAUGCAAAACUUCCCAAACACCCCAAAGUUCGCAACGUGUUCAACCUGGACUUUCCAGACAGCAACCAUCUCGCCAAAACCCUGACCAUAGUCUCAGGCAUGGACACAGUGAAUCUGACUUACUACAACUUCUUUGCCUCAAAGGAGAAAGUGACACAGAACUGGGCAAAUGACAUUCUUGCAAUUGCCUACAACGCUGCAAGAAACAAUGCAUGCAGACAAGUCUUCCUGGAUAAAAUGUACGUCCGCAUCUCUCUUCACACCAACAAGGACGGCAAGAUCCCGGUGAAAAAUAUUUACAAGAUGUUCCCUGCGGAUAAGAAGAGGGUGGAAAGUGCCUUAGCAUCAGCGCACCUCCCUAAAGGAAAGCAUGACACCAUGAAGCCUGAUGUGUUCACUGAGGCUGCCUUCAAGGCCUUUCUGACGCAUCUCUGCCCACGGCCAGAGAUCUACGAGAUCUUCACUUCUUACUCCACAAAACCCACCAUGACAAAGGAGAAUUUCACCAAGUUUCUCAACGAGAAACAGAGGGACUCCCGGCUCAACGAGGAGCUUUUUCCACGUCUGCGGCAGGACCAGAUCAAAGCUCUGAUCGACAAAUAUGAACCCUGUUCUAACAAUACCAACAGAGGCCUGAUCUCUCCAGAAGGUCUUCUGUUCUACCUGAUGGGGUCGGAGACAUCGGUUGUGGUGCAGGACAGGCUGGCUAAGUGUCAGGAAAUGACCCAACCCAUACCCCACUACUUCAUCAAGUCCUCCCACAACACAUACCUGACAGCUGGUCAGUUCUCCGGUGUGUCCUCUCCGGAGAUGUACCGUCAGUGUCUGCUGUCCGGCUGCCGGUGUCUGGAGCUGGACUGCUGGAAGGGCAAACCUCCAGAUGAAGAGCCCAUCAUUACCCAUGGCUUCACCAUGACAACGGAGAUCCUCUUCAAGGAUGUGAUUGAGGCCAUAGCUGAGAGCGCCUUCAAGACCUCACAGUACCCUGUUAUCCUCUCGUUCGAGAACCACGUCGACUCGGUGAAACAGCAGGAGAAGAUGGCCAACUACUGCAAAACCAUAUUUGGUGAUGCCCUGCUAACAGAGCCGCUGGACAAAUACCCUCUGAAGCCAGGCCAGCAGAUCCCCAGCCCAUCUGAGCUCAUGGGCAAGAUCCUCAUCAAGAACAAGAAGGGCAGCCACGAAAAACCAGCCCAGACUAAGAAAACCACCUCAGCAGCCACCACCGACCAGACCACAACCACUACCACAACCACUACCACAACCACAGCUGCACCCACCCAGGUCACAAACAGCACUCCUCAGGAUCCCGCAAACGCAGCACCCAGCACCCAGGAGAACCAAGAGGGCGACGCAGCUGUGGAGGAGAACGAGGAGCAAGAAGACGCAGAGGAACAGGAUGAGGAGAAAAUGAAGACAUCAGAUGAGGGCACAGCUGGACAAGAAGUGACAGCGUACGAGGCAAUGUCAUCCCUGGUCAACUACAUCCAGCCCAGCAAAUUCAUCUCUUUUGACAAUGCCAGAAAGAAAAACAAGAGUUACGUCAUCUCAUCUUUUGUGGAGACCAAAGGGGAGGCAAUGAUUUCCAAGACUGCUGUUGAAUUUGUGGAAUACAAUAAGAGGCAGAUGAGCAGGAUUUACCCCAAAGGAACAAGGAUGGACUCAUCCAAUUACAGCCCACAGCCUUUCUGGAAUGCAGGCUGCCAGAUGGUGGCGCUCAACUACCAGACCAUGGAUUUCCCCAUGCAGCUGAACAUGGCUCUGUUUGAGUUCAACGGCAGAACGGGUUACCUCCUCAAGCACGAUGUCCUGCGCCGCAGCGACAAGAAGUUUGACCCUUUCUGUGACAGGAUUGACACGGUUGUGGCAAGCACGCUGACCAUAAAGAUCUAUUCGGGUCAGUUUCUGUCUGACAAGAGCGUGAAAACAGGGGUGGAGGUGGAGGUGAUCGGGCUGCCGGGAGACCCCAAAAAGAAAUAUCGCACCAAGUGGUCCAGCACGCCCAACGCCAUUAACCCUGUGUGGAAUGAGGAGCCUUUUGUUUUUGAGAAGAUCCUGCUCCCAGAAAUGGCCUCUCUAAGAAUCGUAGUCCAUGAGGAGAACGGUAAAUUCUUGGCACACAGGAUCAUCCCACUUGAUGCCAUCCAAUCAGGCUUCCAUCACAUCUGCCUGCGCAGUGAGAGCAACUUGCCGCUCACUUUGCCCGCUCUCUUUGUCUACAUCGAGGUCAAGGACUACAUCCCUGCUGCCUUUGCAGAUUUCACAGAUGCCUUAUUUAACCCAACAAAGGGCACAGAGAAGACAACAAAGACCCCAAAGGAGUCGUCAGCUGACUACAUUUCCCCCUACGAGUUGCCUCUUGCGGCCGAAACCCCCACAGACAAAGCUAAGGAAAGUGAAGCCUCCGUCGUGGAAAAGGCUGCAUCUGAACCGACACCGCCUGUUGAUGCCACUGACCAAUCGUCCCAGUCUGCUCCAGAAACAAGUGCAGAAGAAGCUAAAGAAGAGGCAGUGAACAAAACAGAUACUCCACAGCCUGCAGCAGAGCCUCCUCAAACUCCUGACACAGCUGCUGCUGCUGCUGCUGAAGAUCCAGCACCAGAUGCAGGAACAUCUGACCCCCUUCCUGAAGUCACUCCUUCCCCUGAGGAGGAAGCUGCCCCUGAAAAAGAAGCGUCCCCGGAGGCUGCCUCUGAAAAAGAAGCGCCCUCAGAGCCAGAGGCAGCUCCCGAAACCAAAGAUGAACCGGUAAAUGACUCCAGCACUGACCCUGAGCCUGCUUCAGAUGAUAAAGCAGGCACAGAGGAGGCUUCAGGAGAGCCUGCUGCUGCUGCUGCUGCUGCUGCUGUGGUCGUGCCCUGUCCGGCGAGCGCAUUGCCAGAGUCUGCAGGAUUGAAUGACUCAUCUGAGCUGCCGGCGUGCAGUGAAGAGGAUUCUCACAACAAACCCCUGUGUGUUUAUGCUGCAGAGCCUUCGACUGUGACUACUGAGGAACUGACACAGCACAAGAACUAUCUGAAGGUCAUCAAGCGUCAGGAGAAAGAGAUGAAAGAAACCGAAAAGAAGUAUCAGAAAAAAGGAGAGGACCUGAUUCAGAAAUGCUCUGACUCCUUUAAGGCCAUGAUGAAGAAAACCUCUCUAAAGAAAAAAGAGGGCGGGGGAGGCACUUCAGACUCCAGCGUGAAGACGGAGCAGGUGAAGGAGCAGAAAGAGAAAAUGCAGGUCGAGCUGCAAGCUCUGUGGACGGAGCAGAACGAUCAGCUGAAGAAGAAGAAAGAACAGUUUGCUACAGAGAGACUGGCCAAACUGUUGGAGCUGGCCACAGAGAGACACACCAGUGAAGUGAAGACCCUGGAGAGUGAAGCCAAAGAUAAAAUGAAGAAAACGCUCUCAAAAUCUUCAUCAUCAAAGAAAGCAAAGCUUAAAAAGGCCAUGAGCACCGAGAUGUUGGAUGAGAACAGUCAGUCCGAUGGUGCAUGACACGUUGUAUUGUUACAGUCCUCAGAUCACAGCCCGCAGCAAGAGGCUCUGAAGAAGAAACAGGCUGCUACACUGGAAGAAAUCAAGACCCUGACUAAUCAGCUCAAUCAGGAGGCCCUGAAGGAGCAUGAACAGAAACUGAGGUCUCUGCCAGCGGAGGUGAGGGAUGCAGUUAAUGUCUGUGUGGGGGCUCACUUUCCUGAACUGGUUGACCAGGCUGGAGACAAGAAGGUGGAGGGAGGCAGCUUCUAUGGAGAUGUCUUUCUUGGUUAA